UAUGACUGCUACCAUCAGGAUGUCAACAAACGUGAAAGGGAAUUAAACUGAACUGAAUAUAAUGACGGUUCAAAAACGGAUAUAACGUUAUUUUCGUGGCUACGGCUCACGUGUUUGUUGAAAUAUAAGGAUGACAUCCACUCAGGCCCGUCAGUCAAUGGUUGUUCACAGACUUGCCACAUUGCUGCGAAAUAAUGGUGACUCUGUGCUGGAUGGUUCCAGUACUCUCACUCUGCAAGUGGGAUGUUUACAACACCUGACACAACUCUUUGAGCGGCACCUUCUCUCACGCACACAUCAGCAUGGUUUUCUGGCCCUGCCGUCCCACCCAGCAGACACUGCCUCUCUGCUGGAAGUCCAGUUCCUCUUUGACAUGCUGCAAAAGACAGUAUCACUUAAGCUUGUGAAUCCACCUGGUGUGAAACUACAGUAUGCUGUGAAAAUCUUCCCUUUCAAAUCCCUCAAAUAUUUAGAGCUCAAGCGUAUUCCUCCUCAUUGUCUUGAGGGUCUCAGAGGAGUGUAUUCUCAGCUGGAAGUCUUCACUUGCUCAAAAGGAGUCAGUUCUCUAGAGGAGCUUCUCUCUCUAUGUGGAGGAGAUCUCAGCUCAGCUUUACCUUGGUUAGAACUUCAUACCCUUAAUUUCAGUUACAAUUCCAUUUCCCGUCUCGACGAGUCACUAAGUCUGCUAAACGUCCUGAAGUGGCUUGACUUGAGCCACAACAAGCUCCAUGAUUGUGCUGAAUUUUUAAAGCCUCUUACUGAACUGGAGCAUCUGAAUUUAUCUUAUAAUAACCUCCAGAGAGCACCAACACUGGGCCUGAGCGCCCAAGCCAAACUCACCACCUUGAUCCUUAGAAACAAUGAACUGGAAACUAUCAAUGGGGUGGAGCACUUGUCUUCACUUCAGUGUCUUGACCUGGCUUAUAACCUUCUUAUGGAGCAUUCUCAGCUGGCACCUCUGUCCCUCCUUCAUAAUCUCAAUACAUUGACUUUGGAAGGAAACCCUUUGUAUUUUCUGAAGACACACAGGGCAUCAACUGUCUGCCACCUCUCACGAGCUUCUUUCAAACUCCAGCUGGAUGGCACCCCUCUGUCCCAGUCUGAUCUGCUGAACUUGCCUAAAUCCGGACAACUGGCUGGUCAGAUGUCCCACACUUCUCAACAUGUUUCUGUGGUACCUGACCAAGGAGGGCAGGAAGUGUCCAGUGGAGGUGGGGACAUUACUGACAGUGUGACUAUAAGCAUAUCAGGAGUGACCCGAGUUCGAAAGAGGAAACACAAAAGUAAGGUGAAGGUGAGGAGAGCCAGUAUCUCAGAGCCCAGUGACACAGACCAUGAGAUCAGAGUGCAGUCUGCUUUACAAGAUAUUGUCCUCCCCCAUAAGAAGGACAUUGAGAGAAUGGACAGUUUUCGAGAGCAGUUAGGGGAGGACUGGCUACGCUAUCAGCAUCAUCUUGAUGAUACUCCAGUCAACCCAGCUUUCCCAGGAGUAGAAAGUGUAACCAUUAAAGUGAACACCAAUGGUUGCAGUACACCUCCAUCUCCCCUGCUUAACACACCUCCAACCAGUCUGGAGUUGCUCCCCCCUCCGCUGCUGUCCUCUGAACUGAAAGAGGAAGAGGACAAAGAAGAGAUUGAGAGCACAGACUUGCAGCCUGAGACCGAGUCUACCCUGCAGUGGACAGGGCAAAGCCUCCCGAACACUGAAUCUACUCUUGAGACAAGUCUAGGAAACACCCAGGCUCCAACUGAGGCCUACUCUGACCCACAACCACCACCAGAGGAAGAUGACGAUGAUAGGGGAGUGGACCUAUGCAGGCCAAUGCUGGUGGGGCUGCUGUCAGAGGAUGUGGAGACAAAUCGGAAAAGGGCCUCUGAACCACUCUUCCUGCGAGUGUGGCAGGGUCACCUGCUGGAGGUAGACAUGCACCAGGGGUGUGUUAAAACACGAGUGGAGCUUGACAGUUUGCGAGAUGUUGUAACCACUGAGGCUACGUGCACUGUAGAGAAGGUUGAGAGGACUCACCCAGCCCUGGAGCUCCACUUCCGGUACAUUAGUCGUGAGAGACGUAAACGUUGUUAUAUAAUGUUGGAUGACAAGCCACAGGAAGCAUUGGAGGUAUUAGCAGAGGUUCUCUCGAGAGUCGUGGAGGAAAACAAGCAGCAAGUGGAUGAGGAGAGACCAGAAACAGUUUGGCUACAGUGCCUGAAGUGUCAAGCUGAGUUCUGCCAGCCAGCCACUGAGUCAGACAACAGCCUGAGCCAUCUGGAUGAGCUAAGGAAUGACAGUUGUACUGUCAUCUGCUCAGAGUGCAAUAGCGAUCAUGUGGUUCAGUUGGCUGUCCAAUUAGCUCCUUCCACCAGUACACCAUUGGAACAGAAUGAUGCCAGAUACUUUACAUUUGAUGACAGGGACAACCCUGUCCUUCCCCUUCGCAACAAGGCAUUGGUCCCAGGACAGUCUUUGCUAUCCCGUGGCAGCCCCCUCCAUUUGACUCAGCAUUCAGAGGCCUCCACAGAGGGAGCCACAGCUUACUUUCAUACAGCCCAUAGCUUCCUGUCCAAUUCUUUGACCAGUCAGAAUGAGGCAUGCGUUGACCAGAGAACCUCUCAACUAAUCAACUUCAGCACUAUGGAUGGACAGGUGCAGGGUAGCUCAGAGGGGUUUAAAGAGAAGGUGGCUGACAACUCCUGCUACAAUGGCUAUCAAAAACAUCAGGACCAACAGUCAUCAGAAGGAUACAGCAAUGGUCAGUUUGACCUGCUGUCAGAGACAGUAGACCAUCGGCUCCAGCUUUUCCUGGAUGUGGAUGUGUUUGGGGGAGAAGAGGAGCUUCGCUGCUUUUUAAAGAUGUCCAUUGUGAAGUUUGGAGAUGCAGUGGAGUUCCAUUCCCUCAUGGUUGUGUCAGACCAGUACAUCUACAUCUUAGAAAUCACCUCACAAUCUGAUGGGCAACCCUCAGACUGGCUGCGGAAAAGAGAAAGCCAUCGGUUGUGUGAGCUCAGCUAUCUGGAGGUGGGUCUGGGCUCUCAGAGCAUCCAUCUGGAGUUUGAUGAGGGGGCAGCAGCGUACACACUACUAGUGCGAAACAGUGCCCGCUGCAAAUGGUUCUUCAGCAAGCUUACAGAAAUUGCAAGGGAAUUGGCCCCAAAGUCCGACAGCAAGCUGAAGGGAAUCUCUACCACCCGGCUCAACCCACAGCACCACCUCUGGCAUCUAGUCUGUGAGGACGCCCUGCCAUGUGAUGUAGAAGACAGCCAUCCUCCUUUCCGGUACCUCUUGGCAUUUCUUCAGCAAGAUGGCUCUUUGGACUCUGUGAGUGUACUUGCCACCAAAGAAAUGCUUUUUCUCCUUGAUGAAGACCACCAAUGGAGCAAGAGUCAACCUGAGGGCCAAAUGAGCAGUGGGAAGGUGACCGUUCAGGAAACUCAGCCAAUCAGUUGCCUCAGCUCCAUUUAUCUGUUCUCAUCCAAUCCAUGCCAGGUGGACCUAAAACUUUAUGAUGAGAUGACCAAGAAAGAAAAGACAUGGUCUUUACAUGCUGAAGAUGAAGAGCUGGUACAAGACCUGGUGGACUGGAUCACAAAUCAGUGGGAAAAAAUGUUUGGCGUCAAACUGGCUACUAUCAAGCAGUGACCUCUAGCCACAGUGUUAAAGAAAAGCACACACCUUACAAAAUGAAGAUUCCUGCCUCAAUCUGCCUGCUUUUAAUCUGUAUUACUGUCUUUGUGUAAAUGUGGGCUGUUUGUCUUUUUGUCUCCAAAUUACCCUCACAAAUUCCCUUUUUACCUGCUCUUGGUUGUGCUAAUGUCUUUGUGCAAAUUGUGCAGUAGCAAUGCUGCAAUUCUGAGUGUCUUUUUGACUUUGUACAGCAAAGCACCAACACACCUUAUAAUACAUAACUAUGCAUGCAUUAAGUUGAUUUAUUUUGAAUUUUGUAGAUGGUUCGAAUAUGGAAUUGAAGGGGUAUUUGUUUCUCAGGGUGAAAAGCCUUUCUUUGUGCUCUCAGAAAGGUUCAUAAUUUGGUUAUGCAUGUCACAGGAUAAUAACAGCUUUACUUGUGUGUUGGUGGUGUUAAUGCAAUGCUAGUUGUUAAGACAUGUUGCUGAACUAAAUACCAUCUUACUCUUUGAAACAUUCUGUUGAAGAAGUUUCUCAACUGUAAAUGUGUACACAUUCAUUUUCUGUGAUCAAGCACUUGCAGUAUUUUUUGUCAUGAUUUGUUUAAGGAAACCGGCAUACAUGUAUCUCAUAAAUGUAAAGUUUAACAAUUGUUUUUGUUCCUGCCAAGUUACAAAAUAUUCUAUUCCAGCACUUCUAUAGAGCAUGUAAAAAGAGAGCUAGUGACUACACUUUAAAACGUAAUGGUCACGGGAAAGGAAACCUCAAAUGGCUGUGAAGAGCCUGAAGAGAAUAUUUAAUAUAACCACAUGCAGUUUUGUACCAUGUCAUUUGUGUCAUUCAGAUGUUCUGCACUUUUAUUUCUUUGUAAUUGGUCUAAAAUAAUAGUGAAAUGGCACAUUGUUGUUAACAAAGUUGAAAGCAUAUUGUCAGUCAAUUUAAAAUGUAUUUAAUGUGUAUUUAUUUAUCUUUGUACUGGUCUCCAAUAAGGAAACAUGAUAACUUUUAUUUUUGUAAACAUAAUAAAGUAUUCAAAUCUUA
Molecule: messenger RNA, 4663 nt
Organism: Rhinichthys klamathensis goyatoka
Lineage: Eukaryota; Metazoa; Chordata; Actinopteri; Cypriniformes; Leuciscidae
Gene: stk11ip
Product: serine/threonine kinase 11 interacting protein
Exons: 26
Coding region: 131-3637 (1168 amino acids)
Biological process (GO): intracellular protein localization
Cellular component (GO): cytoplasm
Molecular function (GO): protein binding
Source: RefSeq, a predicted model, not a curated record